Messenger RNA from Papaver somniferum (opium poppy), 4459 nucleotides. RefSeq names its product patatin-like protein 1. The transcript is spliced from 9 exons. Gene Ontology annotation, molecular function: monoacylglycerol lipase activity; glycerophospholipase activity. The record is from RefSeq and is a predicted model, not a curated record. The coding region runs from base 2976 to 4202 and encodes 408 amino acids. Lineage: Eukaryota; Viridiplantae; Streptophyta; Magnoliopsida; Ranunculales; Papaveraceae. Gene Ontology annotation, biological process: lipid metabolic process.
UGUUGAAGUCAAGUCUUAGGUCACAGUGGUGCCUGUUGAGGGCAUGAACGCAGAAAUUGAUCCAAAGAGGAGGUUGAAACCAAGAGGUCGCCCGCAAACUUUCUUUGUGUUGACCCGCCAAAAUCCAUAUAAAAGCUUUAGCUAACUAAUUCAAAUCGGAUGAAAAAAAUGGAUCCCUUAAGAUGGAAUCUCACCGAUCUUCAAAAACCAUAGUAUUUCAUCUCCUUCUCGAUGGAUUAGUCUUAUUCAAUGUUGCAUAAUUUGAAUGCACUGAAACAAGGAUAUCAAGUUCAUCAAAAAAUUAUAGUCCAUGGGUUAGGUUCAGAUGUAUCCAGACUAUGACAAUCUUUCAUUGAUGCAUUACCUAUUCGACAAAAUGCCUGAACCAAAUGUGUUCGGGUGGAUUGCAACUCUUGCGUACCAUUUGAGAAACGGAAUUUAUAUGCAGUCCUUGCAGACCUACUGCUUAAUGCGAUCGCUGGAUGUCAAACCUGAUUCAUAUGCCUUCCCGAAAGUUACGAAGGCGUGUGCUCAAUCUUUGUGUUUAAAGAAAGGAAUUGAAGUUCACACUGAUAUAAUUUAGUUCGAGUGCUGAAAACAUAUCGGAGGUCUGUAUUUCAUUGAUUAAUAUGUAUACAAGAUUCAGAGAUGUUUAAAAUGCUCAUCGGGUUUUUGAUCAAAUGUUACAAUAAGAGUUGUCGACAUGGAAUUCGAUGAUUUCUGACUAUGUUGGUGACAGGUCUGCUGAUCUGGGUAUCGAAUUAUUCCAUUCCAUGAAAUGGAAUAGGUUUGAGCCUGAUUUAAUUUCUUGGAAUACCAUCAUGGAUUCACACUGCAUUGGCACUUUGACAAGGCUCUGAGGAUAUUUGAACAUAAUAAAGAGCCUAAUAUUAUCUUAUGAAUCACCUUAAUGUCUGGUUAUUCAAGAACUGGCAAACAUGAAGUGUCCUUGAGGAUGUUUCAGGGAUAUGAUGUGUGAAGGAGGAGUUUUUCCUUAUCCAUAUCAUCUAUUGCGUCGUGCAGAUUUUUGGGAAUACUGAAAAUGGAUGAGAAAUUCACGCAGAUUAGAAGUCUAGAAAGAGAUGUGUUAUUCUUUUCACCUGAGCCUGCAUUGUCAACCAUGUAUGCUGAAUUAGGAAGGCACUUUAGGCGAUAUGUUUUUGAGUUAAUGGAUAAAUCUGAUGUUGUUACUUGGAAUCCAACGAUUUUCGGCUUCACACAUCUUGAAAUUGGUGAUGCAGCACUUAAAUGUUUUGUGACAGUUGAUUGGAGUUGAGUACAAUGAGAUUACAUUAUCCACUGUUUUACCCGUGUGUGAUCUAAUUCCUGGGAAACAAAUUCAUGCCCACUUCGUGAAAAAUGACUUCAGUUCGGCGGUUGCAGUAUGGAAUGCAUUUAUCAAUGUGUAUUGCAACUGUGGGCUCGUCAAAGAUGCUUGUGCUUUUUUUUACAAAAAUGAGUCACAAGAAUGUUGUAUUAUGGAACACAAUGAUAGGCGCAUAUGGAACUCAUGGCCAUGGAAGAGCUGAUCUUGAGCUUGUACAACCAAUGCAGAACCAAUCAACUAUUUUCCCAAAUUCAGUUACUUUCACAUUUGCACUAACAGCUUAUAACCAUGCAGGUCUUGUUGGACAAGGGUUCCACCUCUUCAAUAGCAUGAAUCAUGAAUUCAGCACUGUUCCCAUAAGAGAUCGCGAUGGAUGUGUCGUGGAUUUGUUUGCUCGUUCUAGAAGAUUCAAGGACGCAAUGGAUGUCAUAAAUAAAACGCCGUUUGAUCCUGGUAGGUGCUGCCUGCCAAGCUCAAGAGCAGCUCUAUAUGUUGAAUAGAUGCUCUGCCUGCCAAGGGGCAUUUUAGCUUCCAGCUCCAGCAUAUAUGUUGAAUAGAUGCCUGCCCACCAAAAUAUCGACAUGGGAAAGAUAGUUGCAGAGCAUCUAUAUUUAGUUUCGAAUCAUCAAACCCUGGGGAUUAUGUGACACUCUCCAACAUAUAUGCCAGAGCUGGGAAAUUUGAUGAUUCCGUAAGUGUGAAAAAGCUAAUGGAAGAGUUGGACUAGUUCUCGCAGAACAUGUGGGACUAUUCUCAAUACAAUUCUGUAUCCUUUUUUAGUGCUCCAAUUAGUUAGUUCUCAAUAAUGUUAUUAUCACCACUAAACUGAGCAAGCAAUUAGUUAGCUAAAAUCGUUAUCAUCUGUCUAUUAUAAAAGAGCUGGUCCUGACUGAAUCCACAAGUGUUGUUUACAAGUAAAAUUUCUGACAAAGCUCUGUAUUGAUUAUAGUCGUGCUAUAUAACACCUGAAUUGAAGUAUUCCAAAUAACAUAUCUUUUCUUUAUGUCAACACAUUUAUGCAGUUGUCUUAUUGGUUGGCCAUGGUUAAACCUAAUCCAAUGAUGCUACGGUUUAGAGUUCUGUUUAGAGUUCGGACCAGAUGAAGAACAGGGUUUUGUUAAAUACUGGAUUUGUACGUACAUACCAGUACAUGAAGAUGAGCUAUAUGUGAGGCUGCAUAUCUCUGCAAAACUUCGUCAAAUGCAGAUCGUUCACAAAUUGUAUCCUUGUAAACACAGUAUACUUGAUUCUUAAUUAAUCACAUCUCUCUCUGUGUGUACUGCAGAAGAGGAGCUAUAUGUGAGGCUGCAUAUCUCUGCAAAACUUCGUCAAAUGCAGAUCGUUCACAAAUUGCACAAGUCAAGUAUAGCAACAGACACAUGUUCAGAUAUCAAUAAAUACUUUGUAUCGGUCCGAGAAUGCAUCUUGCGUUGCGUCUUCGAAUAAGAUUCAGUUGACAAAUGCCAAAAUGACUAUCACGACUAACUAGGAGCGAGUAGUCUCCCCGUUUGAUAUUCAUUGCAUGUCUAUCCAUCUGCACUGGAAUCACAUUUUAACAUGUUUCAGUUUAUAAAUAGACGCUACUCUUUGUCUUUGAUAUGUCAUUCGGUUCAAUUAUUCUAUUUCACAUAUACAGUUAUACAGAAACAUGGAUAAAAGUUCUAGUACUAAGAUUACUAAAAACAUUCCACUUGUUCAUGGAGACAUACUAACUGUUCUAAGCAUUGAUGGAGGAGGAAUUAGAGGCAUCAUUCCGGCAACCAUCUUGGCUUUUCUUGAAGCAAAACUGCAAGAACUAGAUGGAGAGGAUGCAAGAAUAGUAGAUUAUUUUGAUGUGAUAGCUGGAACUAGCACAGGAGGUCUAAUAACAGCCAUGUUAACUGCACCUGAUCGACAUAAACGCCCUCUUUUCAUGGCAAAAGAUGUUACUCCAUUUUACCUUAAGCAUUGCCCCAAAAUAUUUCCUCAAUCAACUAAAUCAAGAGUUGUUUACCCUUUGGUUAAGAUGAUGGGUGCCUUAAUUGGACCUAAGUAUGACGGGAAGUAUCUACUUAAGCUACUUCAGAAAAUUCUUGGGGAUCGAAGACUUAAAGAAACUUUAACUCAAGUCAUUGUACCAACAUUCGAUAUUAAACUACUUCAGCCAGUCAUCUUUUCAUCCUUUGAGGUUCAGACAGAUGUUUCUAAGAAUGCUUUGUUAUCAGAUAUUUGUGUAAGUACUUCAUCGGCGCCAACUUAUUUUCCUGCACAUUAUUUUGAAACCAAGGAUGCAGAAGGGAACGUUCGGGAAUUUCAUCUUGUUGAUGGUGGGGUGGCAGCAAAUAAUCCUGCACUGUUAGCAAUGAAGCCAGUAGGAGAAAAGCCACCAGAGGAACUAGACUUACCAGCUGAACAUGUUUUAGAUUAUAGACGAUUUGUUUGUAUCUCACUAGGAACUGGAAGUUCAAAAAUGGCGAAAAAAUACAACUCGAAAAUGGCUGCAAAGUGGGGAAUGUUUGGUUGGUUACUGAAUAAAGGAGGAUGCCCUUUAGUUGAUUCAUUUAUGUCAGCAAGUGCAGACAUGGUUGAUCUGCACAUGUCUCAUAUUUUUCGAUCAAGUCGAUGCGAGGAUAACUACCUUCGGAUUCAGGAUGACUCACUGAGUGGGGAUGCGUCAUCUACGGAUAAAGCAACAAAAAAGAACUUGGAGAUGCUUGUGAAGAUAGGUGAAAGGCUGUUAAAGAAGCCUGUUUCAAGAGUGAAUCUGGACACUGGUUUGAAUGAAGCAGUUGAGAGUGAAGGGACUAAUGAACAAGCUCUCACUAGAUUUGCAAAAUUACUGUCAGAAGAAAGGAGAAUGAGGAAAGCAAGAUUGGAGGAGAAGAGUUGUGUAUAAUUCCGAUUCUUGAAACAUUGAUCCGGCCGGUUUCACAAGGGAAGCAUUAUGGCAUUACUCUUAGAUUGUACUUUUUGUUAAAGAAUUGUUACCAAAUUUUUACAUUUGCAAUGGUACACGGGUUUUGGACAAUAAAGCAAGCAAGCUAGACUGCUUAUAAGUUAGUUUGUUGCACUAUUAACUAUCCAAGUACUUGUGAUUACGUCUUAAAUCUUGAAUGUGUGCAAAAUUAAGAAAAAAGAAAGUUUCAAUGUUCA